Molecule: messenger RNA, 1943 nt
Organism: Capsella rubella
Lineage: Eukaryota; Viridiplantae; Streptophyta; Magnoliopsida; Brassicales; Brassicaceae
Exons: 8
Coding region: 631-1743 (370 amino acids)
Source: RefSeq, a predicted model, not a curated record
GAUCAUCCGACAAAAUAGAUAAAUAGAUAGUUUUCUUUAAUACUGUAUAUUGCCUUAGAAUGUCUGUCUUUGCUCUUCUCUAAGAAGUAGAUUUUACAUUCUUUGUUUAUUGUUUUCUUCUAGAUUUUAGGCAAAAGUAUAUAUUUUUUAAUAUGUUUCAGAGAACAUGUUUCAUGUUUGUAGAUUUGUUGUUUGCUUGUAUGAUGAAUGAAUCUAUUGAUUGCGGGAACACAUGCCUGAUUGAUUGAUUUUUUUCUUUUUCAUAUGAGAAUUUGAGAUCUCGUUUUGUGAAUCUAGCAUGUAAGUUGAGAUUGUGGUUUAUGGGCAACAUUGUCCGGUUCUGUUCAAUUAUUUGUGACAUACUUGUGAUUUUGUACUGUUUAUAACAUGUGUACUUGACUUUUGGGAUGGACUGGAGUGACACCCCGUUUUCCUGAAACUUUUGGAUUCAACUGUGAGAGUGUGGAUUUAUCUGCUUCUCCUUCACUUGUGUUUCUUGGUUUAUGUUGUAGAUUAUGAUGAAUUUUCCUCAUGACUUAUUCAUCUUUUCCUUUUCUUAUAUAUUCUCUUUUCUUUAUAGGUUGAUGAGAAUGUUUGCCAUUCAACGACUAGUAUAAAAGCAUUUUUAUUAUGGAACCUAAACAUGACAAUACCGCGGUUGACAGUUUCUUAGGGCUCGGCAUGGAGAAUAUGGGCUUAAGCUCCACGAUGGAUGAAUUCUCUCAUGGAUUUGACUUUAGCUUUCUCCCAGAUUAUGGUGGACUAAACUCUUGUAGCACUCAAGAUGUGGGAGCAGGUUUAAAGUUCGAAAUUCUUGAUGGCUUUCUCGAUGAAGUUGAAGAAGUGGAAGAUAUAUACGCAUCACAUGAUCUUUCUUCUAUCGGUAACCAUAUCUUUCCAGAAACUGAAGUCAAGAAGAAUGUAUCUGAAUUAGAUGGUGACCCCUAUGGUCUUAAGAACAACCGUUCAUCUAAUUCUCCUGGAAUAAGUGGAAGCAUCUCAGAGUCAUCAAAAGAAACUGCUCCACAUGCUGAAUCCCCGAAUCAGAAUGCAUCCAAUGAAAGAGUUAAAGAUAGUUUGGAUUCAAAUGAGUCAGAAGAUGACAAUAAACCACUAUCCACUUUUAUAGGCUCUUGGGUUAAACGAGGCAAGAAUCGGAAGAAGAAUUUGUCCAACACCGCUUAUAGUAGAAUAAAUUCUUCUGGUGAAAGAAUGUCUUGUGUGUCCUAUGGCUUCAGGCCCCGGAAAGGACCUAUGAAGAAAUACAUGCAUACUUCAACGGAGAAUACAUUUUCUGAUGAUCAACUAACUUCAUCGGAGAAAGAAGAUGACAUUUCUGUAACAAAAACAUCCAGAACCAGAAGUGACAGGAGAAAGCAUCAGAGAAUGUGGACUGUUGAUGAAGUUAUGAAGUUGGUUGAUGGUAUUUCUCACUUUGGUGUUGGAAAAUGGACCGAUAUAAAGAACCUCUUCUUUCAUUCUGCAGCGCACCGCACACCCAUCGAUAUCAGAGACAAAUGGCGUAAUCUACUGAAAGCAAGUUAUAAAGACAUGCAUAAUGAUGGACAGGCUGACGAAAGACGAAAGUCAGUGGCUUGCUCUAUACCUAAGGAUGUUCUACAUCGUGUAAAGGAACUUGCCUCACUCCAUCCAUAUCCAUUCUCCAAAUCAUCGUGUUUCAUUCAUGAUUCCUCAAGAAGCCGAAGCUCUGCAAAGAAGAAGAAGAAGAAGAGGAGGAGUUGAUAUAAGAGAAAGUCUAGAGAAGCUGUAAAGAUAUUAAACCAAAAUCGACCCCAAUCGCUUUAACUGUCUUGGAAAGUGAAAAAAGUUCUCUUUAGGAUAUCAGUUUUAUCUGCAACAUCAAAGUUCUUUCAUGUGAAGUUUCUGUUACUGAAACUGAGAACGACUUCGACUCAGAAAAGCAUUUGCUUACAUCCUUUAUA